Molecule: messenger RNA, 1668 nt
Organism: Penicillium verhagenii
Lineage: Eukaryota; Fungi; Ascomycota; Eurotiomycetes; Eurotiales; Aspergillaceae
Product: WD40 repeat domain-containing protein
Exons: 4
Coding region: 1-1668 (555 amino acids)
Biological process (GO): positive regulation of anaphase-promoting complex-dependent catabolic process; positive regulation of ubiquitin protein ligase activity; anaphase-promoting complex-dependent catabolic process
Cellular component (GO): anaphase-promoting complex
Molecular function (GO): anaphase-promoting complex binding; ubiquitin ligase activator activity; protein binding
Source: RefSeq, a predicted model, not a curated record
AUGCCGACAAAGAGAACGAUAUUGUACCCAGAUAACUUGGGAAGCCGCUCACGAGCACCGGACGGAUCAGAGCCAGUGGAUGCGAAUGCGCUCGCCAAGGCACUGAAGGAUUAUGAUGAAGGUGGUAUUGGAAGAGAGAGAACACCAGCCUCAAGUCCGUGCCGAAAGAGACAGCGAGUCUACGGAGAUCGGUUUAUCCCAAAUCGUGAUGGACAAGACCUUCAGGCCACAUACAGUCUGCUCCAUGAGGAUGGGUGUCCAUCGACUCCUUCAAAGUCAAAGAGACGUGCCCCCCACUCCGAGCUGCACUUCCAAAAGACCGAAGAAGCGAACCGGACUUUCUCCCGAGUCCUGCGCAGUGAAAUCUUUGGAAAUACCGUUCCUCAACCCGACCUCACUUCCACCUCGCCUGAUCCAUUGUUAGGAUUCAACAAUGGCAUUAAUGACAAAACUCGAUCUCACACACCACCUACCCUUGUCUCCAACCUCCCACCCACCAACAUGACUCCUUCAACUCCUCACAAGAACCUUUUCAAUUACGGUCCUAGUCGCCCGGGCUCCACCCAUCCCACACCCUCCAAAACCCCCCGAAGUGCGCAUGCGCCAAAUUUAAAUAUCCGCUCUGAACUGUACAGUCUAUCGCCCAUCCGACUUGACAGUCAACGCAUACUUGAAACCCCGCGCAAGCAGCCCCGUUAUGUGAACAAGGUCCCCUACAAGGUGCUGGAUGCGCCUGAUCUACAGGAUGACUUUUACUUGAAUUUGGUGGACUGGGGAAGCAGUAAUGUGCUGGGGGUUGGACUAUCUAAUUCCGUCUACAUGUGGAACUCUCAAUCCGGCCGAGUCACCAAACUCUGUGACCUCAAAGAUGAUACUGUCACCAGUGUGAACUGGAUUCAGAGGGGUACUCAUCUUGCCAUCGGCACAGGCAAAGGUUUAGUGCAAAUCUGGGAUGCUGAACAUUGCCGGCGAUUACGAACAAUGGUCGGUCAUACUAAUAGGGUCGGUGCUCUGGCAUGGAAUGACCACAUCCUCACCUCUGGAUCUCGCGACCGUCUUAUCUACCAUCGUGAUGUCCGCUCUCCCGAUCAGUGGGUAAAACGAUUGUCGGGUCACAAGCAAGAGGUCUGCGGGUUGAAGUGGAACACCGAAGACGGACAAUUAGCAUCUGGUGGCAACGACAAUAAGUUGAUGGUGUGGGAUAAGUUGAGCGAAACUCCACUUUACCGAUUCUCAGACCACUGUGCAGCUGUGAAGGCUAUUGCAUGGUCACCUCACCAACACCAUCUGCUUGCAUCGGGAGGAGGUACAGCAGAUCGCACGAUCAAGUUCUGGAACACGUCAACCGGCUCCAUGAUCAAGGAAGUGGACACUGGAAGUCAAGUCUGCAACCUUUCUUGGUCUAAGAACUCGGAUGAGAUCAUCAGCACCCAUGGGUAUAGUCAAAACCAGAUUGUUAUCUGGAAGUAUCCUCGGAUGGAGCAGAUUGUCUCGUUGACAGGCCAUACAUUCCGCGUUCUGUACCUUGCUAUGAGCCCAGACGGCCAAACGGUUGUAACUGGUGCUGGUGAUGAGACACUUCGAUUCUGGAAGAUUUUCGACAAACGAGCUACCAGAGACUCGCGGCGCGAGGGUAGCAAGCUAUCAGAAUGGGGUGCUAUUCGUUAG